This is a messenger RNA of Amoebophrya sp. A25, 978 nucleotides long. Lineage: Eukaryota; Dinophyceae; Syndiniales; Amoebophryaceae. The record is from the annotation of a GenBank genome assembly.
UUGUUCAGCUGCGCUACCAAUAUCCUCCAACACUGCGCAUUUCUGGCGCAGCAACAGGGGGUGGAGUUUUGCGUCGCAAAGGUUCAGGUUCCAGUGAACAAGAUGCUUCUACUUCUACCCCAUCGGCUUCUGCACGACCAAGCAAGCUCCAUUUAGGAGCGGGUGGAAAAAGUUUGGGUGAACAUCAACAAGAUGCUUCUACUUCUACCUCAACAUCAUCUAGCUCAUGUACAACUACCUCAUGUUCUUCUACAAGUAGAACUACACCGUUAAUACCUUCUGCAAGUAGUCGUAGAAACCUGCAUCUAGGACCAGUUCACAGUGAUGACGUCUAUGGCCAUUUCGAAGAGGAAGUCAAUUUCUGGAUGCCGCUGGUGCCUAUUGGCGACGCUGCCUCCACUAGAGUGAAUACCUUGUGGGCAGAAAGUACACCUGGUCGAGGCGAUUGGCACCCGUUUGACAAGCUACAGAUUGGCGAUUGUAUGAGAUUCCAUGGGACGCAUUGUAGACAUUUUGCGGUGCAAUAUCUUGGUCAAAGUGGUUUGUGUGGGAAUAGAGAAGCCGCAACGAAAACGAAAAGCGACAUCAAGGACAUUGGCAUGUCGGAAGAGAAUGGCACCACAAUUCCGGAAAGGAGGUUCAGUCUUGACUUUCGGUGUUAUGUAGUCGAGAAUGAGGAGAUGAAGGAACGUGGCCAGGCACUAGCCGGAGAUGGCAAGAAAAGCACUAGCCCUCCAAUGAAAAAAUCCCCUACAACAAUCCAACAGCAGGGUCGUCUGCCUUACUAUCAUGAACGAAGAACAAUGUCAUUUCAUCUCUGUGGUGAUCCGAAAGUUGCCAGGAAAAUCAGGACACCGGCACAACUGUCGUGGCGAAGGGUUGAUAAUGCGACUUCCUAUUCCUGAACCUGAAGAACCCAAAAGUCCUCCUGCUCUAUCAUCUAAGUACAGUACUAAAUAAUGAAUCAUUCAACAGCAC